AUGAAGGACCGCCUGGAGGAGCUGCGUCAGAGGGCCCAGGGUUUUCGGGAGGUGAGCAGAGAGACAGAUGAUACACCAUUCCCUGGGGAAGAUGCUGACCCAGAUGCCCCAUUGGGGGUUAAGUUCGCCACCCCGCAGCAGGCUGUGGUGUUCGAGCAAGAACCGGUCCUGCACAACUUCCUGUCCGAGGCUCAGCAUAUCCGCGGUGACAUCACUGAGCUGGAAACGGAGGUGAAGAAGUUCAGCCAGCAACAAAGGACCCUGGUGGCGACCAUGCGUCGUUUCAGUGUGAUGAAGAAGGACAGUGAUGUAACGAGGGACAUCAAGCUGCAGGCAGAGAGCAUCCACAGACGGCUGGACGCCCUCUCCAAGAAGGCACAGAGUUUAGAAGACAUGCAGGGACUGGCUACAGCCACUACACGCAUUCAACGCUCCCAACACGCAGCGCUACACAGACAAUUCCAACAGGUGAUGUGUCUGUACAACAACUCCAUCCUCAGUAAACAGGAGCAUUGUAAAAACUUCAUCAUCCGCCAGCUGGAGGUGUUUGGUCGUGACGUCACCGAGGAGGGAGUCGAUGAAAUGGUUGCCACAGGGAAGUGGGAGGUGUUCAACCAGAACCUCCUCAAUGACGAACGCAUCACACGCGCUCAGCUGUCCGAGAUCGAGCAGAGACACAAGGAGCUACUGAAUCUGGAGAGCAACAUGAAGGAGCUGAGAGAACUGUUUGUGGAUAUCUUUAUGUUGGUGGAGGAGCAAGGAGGCUACAUAGACAACAUCCAGACCAGCGUAGAGAAGACACAGGACUACGUCACCGUCACUAACGAGAAAUUGAAAAUGGCCACCAGGUACAAGAAGAAGAACCCUCUAAGGAGACUGUGCUGCUGUUGCUGCCCCUGGAGGUGCUGCACAUAG
Messenger RNA from Salvelinus namaycush (lake trout), 915 nucleotides. Its product is annotated as syntaxin-19-like. The record is from RefSeq and is a predicted model, not a curated record. The coding region runs from base 1 to 915 and encodes 304 amino acids. Gene Ontology annotation, biological process: intracellular protein transport; exocytosis; synaptic vesicle fusion to presynaptic active zone membrane. Lineage: Eukaryota; Metazoa; Chordata; Actinopteri; Salmoniformes; Salmonidae. Gene Ontology annotation, cellular component: endomembrane system; presynaptic active zone membrane; synaptic vesicle. Gene Ontology annotation, molecular function: SNARE binding; SNAP receptor activity. The transcript is spliced from 4 exons.